Exophiala spinifera is the source of this 1836-nucleotide messenger RNA. RefSeq lists its product as uncharacterized. NCBI's taxonomy places the organism in Eukaryota, Fungi, Ascomycota, Eurotiomycetes, Chaetothyriales, Herpotrichiellaceae. The transcript has 3 exons. The coding region runs from base 1 to 1836 and encodes 611 amino acids. The record is from RefSeq and is a predicted model, not a curated record. Gene Ontology annotation, cellular component: vacuolar membrane. Gene Ontology annotation, biological process: amino acid transmembrane transport. Gene Ontology annotation, molecular function: amino acid transmembrane transporter activity.
AUGGAGCAUAUCGCCCCAGUAACACACCCAUCCGCCGAGCAGGAUGUGGUGACCGAGGCGCAGAUGCGCAAGUCAUCGGUCGCGCCAGUCGAGAAGCCCGAGGUCAUGGAGCGGACUUGGGGGUUCGCCGCUCGCACCGACCAUACCGUGACCUACGAGGAAUACUCGUACUGGGCCAAGAUCGAGCGUGAGAUGGAAAUCGAAGAGAACAAAGUGUUCCAGGCCGAACACGGCUCUCCCCUUCUCGAAUCGAUCAAGAACUCCUUGACCAAAGGCGGUCGAGAGAAGAACAAGGUAGUCAAGGAAGCCAGACUUCAGACCCUCGCCACGCUCGAAGAGAAGAAGCAACCGUCUGGUGUCGUCACUGACGUUGGCCACGACCAUUCGGUCGAGUCUGCAUUGAAAGUUACAGACGCGGAAUGGCGCAAUGCUGCACGUGCAUUGCGAACUGCUAGCUGGGGUCAAAUGUUCUUCCUCAUCACGACCGAUAUUCUCGGUUGGUCAGGAGCACCAUUUGUCUUCGCCAGCGUCGGCUAUGGCACCGGUGUGGCGCUUUACCUCAUCUUUGGCAUCUUCGCUGCAUGGGGCGGCUGGGUCAUUUGGAAGACGUUUCUCGAGCUUGAUUCUUCUCGUUACCCAAUGCAGAGCUUUGGCGAUCCGUUCUUGCGCAUGUUCGGUGUGAAAGCGCGCCAUUUCAUCAACAUCGCGCAGUCGCUCCAGCAGUUCCUCACCGUGGCCAUUCUCAUCUUCAGCAAGGCUUUGAACAUUGAACAGAUUGCCCAUUCGAGUGUGUGCUUCGUGGCCAUGAUGGUUGUCAUUAUGGCUGUCGGAAUGCUCGGUGGGCUCAUUCGAAGCUUGAAGAAAAUUGGAUGGAUCUCCAAUGCCGCUGUGUGGUUCAACAUUGUGAACUUCAUCAUCUGUAUGGUGGCUGCUGUGCACUUUGCACCUUACUAUCCGGCAAUCACAAGGUCGACGCUCAUCAAGACCAUCGAGCCCGUCAAGGUUUUUGCCGGAAUCCCACCGGAUGCGUACCAACAGCAGUCCCCGGGUUUCGCGGCCACGUUUAACGCGGUCAACACCAUGGUCUACGCCUACGCCGGGGCUCUGCUCUUCGUCGCCUUCCUUUCGGAAAUGAGACACCCUCUCGACUUCUGGAAGGGCAUGUUGCUGGCCCAGGCGUUCAUCUGCAUCGUCUACAUGUUCUUCGGCGUCUUCGUCUACUCGUACUACGGGCAGUACUCGGCCAACAACAUCGUGAACGUGGUCACCCCCUACGGCCUACAGACAACUGGCAACGUGCUCAGACUGCUCUCCGGCUGGAUCGCCAUCAUCAUGUACUUCAACAUCGGCAUGAAGACGGUGUACCUCGAGGUUUUCGAGGCCAUCUUCAAGUUCCCCUCGAUCGUCGAGAAGAAGGGCAAGUACCUCUGGUACCUGUUGGGCCCCUGCUACUGGAUCCUCGCCUUCAUCGUCGCCGGCGCCGUGCCCAACCUCAACGGCAUCGUCAGCUUGGUCGGCGCCGUCUUCAUGAUGAACUUCACCUACACCUUCCCCGGCAUGAUGUACAUGAGCAGCAUCAUCCACAAGGCCGCCGAACUCCCCGGCGAAGGCUUCAACCCUGCCACCCGCGUGACCGUCAGACACGACGACGGCCUGAAGCGCUGGAUCAGAGGCUACAAGAAGACCUGGGUCCGAAGCACCAUUGCCUUCAUCUACGUCCUCCUCGGCCUCGCCUGCUGUGGAAUGGGUACCUGGGCAGCCAUCGAGGGUUUGAAGGACGUUUUCGGUCCUGGUGGAACCGUCGCCACCAGCUUUGGAUGUCCUGUGCCUGUGUAG